UUUGUGCAUUUCCUCCCUCUAGAAAACCCUUUCCUUUUCCCCUGCUCUGUUUCACUCUUUUGCUUCUCAGAAAAAAAAACUUCCAACUCCCAAAAUGGAUUUUCCAUCAAAACAAGCCCUUUUCUUUUGCUCUGCUCUGCUUUUCUUCACAAUCCUUGCCUCCUUCCCCUCUGUAAUCACAGCUGCGGAUUACACAGCCUUGGUCUACAAGGGUUGUGCUAAUCAAAAAUUCCAAGACUCAAAUGGGAUUUACACCCAAAACCUCAAAUCUCUAUUCAACUCUCUAGUAUCUUCAGCCCAGCAGCAAAAGACCUUCUUCACCACCACCUCCGGUGACUCCACAAAUGCAAUCAUGGGUCUCUAUCAGUGCAGAGGAGACCUCUCCACAGCUGAUUGCGCCACCUGUGUCACAAAGCUUCCAUCUUUAGCCCAAAAAUACUGUGAAAAAGCCAUAGCAGCUAGAGUCCAGCUCAGUGGGUGCUACUUGCGCUAUGAACUUUCUGGGUUUAAGCAGGUUUCAGGGACACAGCUGCUGUACAAGAUUUGCGGGUCGAGUCGGUCUAGUGGGUCUGCUGAGUUUGAAAAGAAAAGGGACUCUGCUUUUGACAAAUUGGAAGGUGGGAUCAAGAAUGGUAGUGUGUUGUUCUAUACUGGGAGCUAUGAGUUGGUUUAUGUUUUGGGCCAGUGUGAGGGUGAUUUGAGCAACAGUGAUUGUGGGGAUUGUGUCAAAAGUGCUACUGAACAAGCCGAUUCAGAGUGUGGUGAUUCAGUUUCUGGGCAGAUUUAUCUGCACAAGUGCUACAUCAGCUACAGCUACUAUGCUAAUGGCCUCCCAACCUUAACUUCUUCAUCAGGGACUGUAGGGUCUAACCAUCACACAACACAGAAGACAGUAGCCAUUGUUGUGGGAGGUGUAGCAGCUGUGGGGUUUGUAUUUGUAUGCUUGAUGUUUAUCAAGUCUCUGUUAAAGAAGAAGCGUGGUGCCAAACAUGGAGACUACUACUGAUUUGGUUGCUGUCAAUGAAGAUAUUUUUGUUUAGUAUAUUAUAGGGGAAAAGCUUGAGGGUUCAGUGAAGGUUAUCAAGGGAUUGAAAUGGGUUUUGAGUUUAGGGAUCAGCAAACACUAACUUUCUGUGGAAUUUGUUUAUUGAAUCAUGUUUGGCAGAUAUGGAUCUUAUGGAUUUUCAAAUUGUUUUCUUUCCCCUGCUGACAUACCUUUAGCUUUUGAUUUCAUUCUCCUUUUUGCAUGAAUGCUCAGUUGCUUUGCUUCAAUGAUUGUGAAAAAAAAAAAAAAAAGUUGGUAAAGGAGCUUGUUUCUUCA
Messenger RNA from Rosa rugosa (rugosa rose), 1321 nucleotides. RefSeq names its product plasmodesmata-located protein 2-like. Gene Ontology annotation, cellular component: plasmodesma. Gene Ontology annotation, biological process: plasmodesmata-mediated intercellular transport; transport of virus in multicellular host. Bases 95 to 1006 code for a protein of 303 amino acids. The transcript is spliced from 2 exons. Lineage: Eukaryota; Viridiplantae; Streptophyta; Magnoliopsida; Rosales; Rosaceae. The record is from RefSeq and is a predicted model, not a curated record.